This is a messenger RNA of Funneliformis mosseae, 1737 nucleotides long. Lineage: Eukaryota; Fungi; Glomeromycota; Glomeromycetes; Glomerales; Glomeraceae. The record is from the annotation of a GenBank genome assembly.
AUGGAGCAUAAAUACUUCAACCGUAAACCCGAUGACUGGAACAUUACGGAUUUCCUUAAAGAAUGUGGAGUGGAAUCAUUCAGGGACAGAAUAGGAUGUUACCUUAUGUCACUUGAGAGUAUAAUAAAUAAUGGAAAAGAUGAAUGGACCUUCAAAGCUUUCUGCCAUUCAAGUCUUCAAAGUCGAGCCACGAAGCUAGUGUUGGGACGCAGACAAUCUCAAAGCUUGUCUGACGUCAAGCCUCUAAGCCGACCUGGUGGGAUGAGAAUCAGUAAGGAUUUUCUAAUUCUUUGGAAGCACAAGCGUGAACAAGCUAGACCCUCCGUUCACCUUAAUAAUCCAAUAUUUACGGGAAAUCCUUUGGUUGAAAAUGCUGGAAACAUUAACGGCAGAUCUUCUAUCAAUAAUAUCAAUGAUUAUUUCCCACGACUUGAAACUCAACAUGAAGAACCGUUUGAGGAUGUGAAAAUUAAUGAGGAACCGCCUGUUGUUGGGCUACCGGAUGAUAUUCCAAAGCAGUAUUGCCAAGUCGGGUAUACGACGCCAAUGUCUCAUAGCCCAGCAUUAAACAAUUCACCAGUAGAGCCUCCAAUGCUCGUCGAUCAUAUCAAUAAUCCAUUCUUGGAGAAAGAUGAGGUAGAUGUUAUCUUAAUAAUAGAUGAUGUUGAUGAUCUAUGCUUUAUGGACGGAGACUCAGCUGAUGAUUAUAAGAUAGAAGAGACCAACGUGUCUCAUUUGUUCCGGAACCAUCAGAACAAUUCCAUAAAUAUGCAAAAACAGAAGGUUUAUUUGUUGAUUGAGAUUCACCAACGAAUUAUCCCGACACAGCAAACUGCAUUGGAUUCAGAGUGUGAAGCAAAGUUCAGGGAUGCAAUAAAGCGAGUAACAAAAGAAUCAUUUAGUCAUGCUACGGAUUGGUUGAUGGUUGAACUUUCCAAUAAUAAACCUUUGAAGGAUAAUAUGGGCUUUGUAAUCCUGGACUGUAUAAGGGAGAUGUUGCAUGAUCCCAACAGACACAUUGUUGAAUGGCCCAAUACAGGUCUUGAUGAAAGCAAGGUGAGGAAGUCAGAAGGAAGAUCCAAACAACCAGACUUCGUAGUAUCUGUGAUUCAUCAAUUGCAGACAUGCGGUGUCAUAUUUGUGGGCGAAGGUACGGACUUGAAGGUUUUAGGCUUUCAAUGUGUCGGUAGGAACAAAAUAGACUUCUAUAUGAUGGAUCUCAUCCAAGGAAUGUAUAUGAUGAUCCAUAUCGGCCAAUUAUACAUUCCUUCUUUAAUCAAAGAGAUGAAUUUAUUUGUUAAUGAAAUAGAAACUCUUUUAAGAGUGCGAGAGAUUUUUUGCAAGUCAUUUGAUACUUUAUACAGUAAGCAUUUUAAUCCAAGCCCACCAUCACCAAAGGCAAUCUUCAAACGUAAUACCCUCGGUUCACCAAAAUUUAAUCAACUUACCACAAAAAGAAGAAAUCACGGACGUAACAAACAUGGACGUGGUCAUGUCAAGCCAGUGCGGUGUUCUAAUUGCGCUCGCUGCGUUCCAAAGGACAAGGCUAUUAAACGCUUUACUGUUCGUAACAUGGUAGAAAGUGCAGCUAUUCGUGAUAUUACCGAUGCUUCUGUUUACCAAGUUAGAGUAAGAUCACGCGAAGGUCGUCGUAAUCGUGCUCCACCACCAAGAAUUCGAUAUAACAAAGAUGGCAAAAAGAUUAAUCCUAAUGUUCAACAAAAAGCGACUACAUAA